Molecule: messenger RNA, 1182 nt
Organism: Seminavis robusta
Lineage: Eukaryota; Bacillariophyta; Bacillariophyceae; Naviculales; Naviculaceae
Source: the annotation of a GenBank genome assembly
AUGUGUGUAACUAACACCACCAGCCGUAGGCCACCGGCGAUUGCCUUGGCGCCGGAGAUGGUGGCCAACUCCUCUUCUAUGCUGUCUCAGCGGCUUUUUGGCAAUUUGUUCCCCACCGUAGAGACCGGAGCCAACGCCGCUUGUGCUCCUCCCGCUAUCCAGGCCGAACAACCCGUCAACAACUAUGCUUGCAACUACUUCAACAAUACUAGUGUUACUAUUGAGCCAAAGGAGGAGAAGCCACGCCCAAAGCGUCGCCGCAAGCCCCAAAAGCCAGGAAAGACCGCCAAGCAGAACGAUCGUCACUUUGUCGUCCACAAUUACCACGACCACGCAAACGAGCCAGAUGAGAACGAUGACGAAGAAGAACCACACCGCCGUCGUGGUGGCGUCUCAAUCGCUUUUCCUUUGAAGCUCCACGCUGUCCUUGAUCAAGUUGAGGCUGAUGGCCUCGGCCAUGUCAUCUCGUGGCAACCACACGGAAGGAGCUUUGUCGUUCACAAGCCCAAGGAAUUCGUGGACCAUGUUAUGCCCAAGUACUUCCGUCAGACGAAGCUCACCUCAUUCCAGCGCCAACUGAAUCUCUAUGGCUUCUCUCGUUUGACACGCGGUGGCGACGCCGGCGGUUACUACCAUGAACUCUUCCUCCGCGGCAAGCAAUACCUUUGCAAGAAGAUGAUCCGCACCAAGGUCAAGGGAACCAAAUUCAAGGCCGCAAGCAGCCCAGACAGCGAACCAGAUUUCUACAAGAUGCCACCCGUCGUCGUGACACCACCACACUCGAUCGACGAGGAAUACUCCUAUGCUUCCAGCUCUCAGCAGGAGCAACUCCCAUAUGCUAUGGCCCCAGUGGCAGCGGCACCCGUUCAAGCCUAUGAUCCUCUUCCAGUCUCCUUUUCCAACAUGGUCGCUCAAGCACCAGUCGCCGAUACUCGUGUUGUUUACGAAGCCGCUCCCGCCUCCAUCCCAUACGCAGCUAUGCCUGAAUCCAUCCACUCUGUACCCGAGAGAAACUAUGCCGAUCAGGUUUUGGAUGAAGCCGUGGAUGAACUUUUCCUCCAAGAAGCUCUCAUGGAAAAUGAAUCGAGCAUCGCUCCCUGGGACGCGAGUAGUUUUGGGGAUGAUGCCUCCUUGCAAGAUGAGCAGUUGGGCAUGCUUUUGGAACAGCUCUUGGAAGAGUAG